Molecule: messenger RNA, 1252 nt
Organism: Mercenaria mercenaria
Lineage: Eukaryota; Metazoa; Mollusca; Bivalvia; Venerida; Veneridae
Product: mitochondrial uncoupling protein 4-like
Exons: 10
Coding region: 198-1151 (317 amino acids)
Biological process (GO): mitochondrial transport; response to cold
Cellular component (GO): mitochondrial membrane
Source: RefSeq, a predicted model, not a curated record
CAGUAGGAAGAUAGUGUUUACUAUCACUGUACGUCCUUGUGUUAUCUGCGGUCAUUAAAGAGCAGCAUGCCAUGGAAAAUUGAUGUACACUUCAUUUUGUUCGAUUUAAUACAACAUUUCUAUAUCAAGAAGUAGUGAAAAAUAAAAGGAAGUUUUGAUCAACUGUCUGUCGAUUGAAAGCAGACGGCAAUACAAUAAUGGCGGAAGAGGAGAUACAGAAUGAGGUGGAAGCUGUACCGGGUGGCGGACUCGUCUAUAAGUUUGUUCUGUCGGGAAUGUCGGCAAUGGUUGCAGAAUCCGUAACGUAUCCGUUAGAUCUGACUCGAACCCGGCUUCAAAUUCAGGGAGAAAUGAGCUCAUCCGGCUCCACACUAACACACUCGAAAAGAGGGAUGUUGAAAAUCAUGCAUGGAGUUGUGACAGAAGAAGGGUUGCUCAAACUUUGGCAAGGAAUUUCUCCAGCGUUAUACCGACAGAUACUAUAUUCAGGCUCAAGAAUGAUUAUAUAUGAGGGGCUGAGGGAUCACGUUUUUAAAAAGAAUGAGGACGGAACAUUUCCGCUGUGGAAAUCGGUGAUCGUGAGUGCAACUUGCGGUGCAUGCGGACAAUUGAUAGCCAGUCCGACAGAUCUGGUUAAGAUCCAAAUGCAGAUGGAAGGACGUCGGCGAUUAGAGGGUAAACCAGUCAGAGUAAAGAACUGUUCUCAAGCAUUCCGUUCAAUAUUUAAAGAAUCUGGUAUAUCCGGCCUGUGGCGGGGUUGGAUACCAAACUGUCAAAGAGCCGUGCUGUGUAACGUUGGAGAUCUGGUCACCUAUGAUACAGUUAAACGUCAACUUCUAACGAAGACAUCAUUACCAGACAACUAUAUCGUUCAUGGGCUGUCAAGCGCAUGCGCGGGGCUGAUGGCAGCAAUAAUGUCAACACCAGCUGAUGUUGUCAAAACUAGAGUUAUGAAUCAACCAACAGAAAAUGGGAAACCUUUGUUAUAUAAAGGCUCAAUAGAUUGUGCCAUCAAAACUUUUAGAAGGGAAGGAUUCUUCGCUCUGUAUAAAGGCUUCUUUCCAACAUACUGUAGAUUUGCCCCCUGGUCACUGACGUUCUGGGUGGUGUAUGAACAGCUACGGAAACAUUCUGGACACGCAUCGUUUUAGUUUUGUAAUAAAUAUUGUAAAACCCCGAACUAGAUCUUGUGUUUACAUAAUGUCAGUCAAGAAAAGAGUUUUUUCUUAUCCUAAUAACACGAUGCACGGGC